AUGUGGAAGGGCAAUGACGACCAAACGUUCUCGGGACAUGCAGCAAUAAUGGCGGCCGAAUUGCAAGUUGCAGACUCCUUCACCGGUUGUUUAUGGCUUGCUCUUGCGGAGGGUGUCUUCAAUACCCACACCAAUCGAUGGGACACAAGUUCUUGCGACGGAGGAAAGCAGUGGCAGAUCUGGCCUUACGAGUCCGGCUACACAAUGAAGAAUUCAAUUUCGAACAGUGAUCUUUUCCAAAUCUCUGGUCGUCUUGCCCGCUACACUGGCCCGGAUAAUUAUGCUAAAUGGGCAGAGAAGAUCUGGGACUGGACAUUAACUAUACCUUCAAUGAGUAAUUUGACCUGGAAUGUUGCCGACUCCGCCAACACCGAUAAUGAUUGUGCCACUCAGGGGAACACGCAAUGGUCAUAUAACUAUGGAACUUUCUUAACCAACGGUAGCGUCGUCUGGCUCAGGGCCGUAAAUGGCUUGAUGACUCAAACUUUUGACCAUAUUUCCCCGCAAUCAACGGUGGAAUCUUCGAGGAGGUCAUUUCGUUCACAGCUCUCUUGGUUCCAUCAACCUACGACGCCAUUCUGGCCAGAUUACGAACGUCUGCUUCAGCCGCUGCGUUUUCUUGCACGGGACACGACAACAACACAUGUCGUAUUAGUUGGUAUAAGUAAAUGGGACGGCUGGAUCGGAAUGGAACAGGAGAUCAGCGCGUCCAACAUUUUUCUUGCGAACAUGAUCCCUUAUGUGAGCAAGUCGCCCGUCCUUUCGCGCAACGGGGUAACAGUAAGCAAUCCUACGGCAGGCGAGAAUGACACCAGCUCCAAUACGACGUCAGAAACAACCAUAACUACUGCGGAUAGAGCUGGUGUGGUAUUGUAUUUGCUCUUUUUAUCGCAGCGUGGGUCGUAUUGA
This is a messenger RNA of Penicillium maclennaniae, 909 nucleotides long. Its product is annotated as glycoside hydrolase family 76 protein. Lineage: Eukaryota; Fungi; Ascomycota; Eurotiomycetes; Eurotiales; Aspergillaceae. Gene Ontology annotation, molecular function: mannan endo-1,6-alpha-mannosidase activity. Gene Ontology annotation, biological process: fungal-type cell wall biogenesis; carbohydrate catabolic process. The coding region runs from base 1 to 909 and encodes 302 amino acids. The transcript is spliced from 3 exons. The record is from RefSeq and is a predicted model, not a curated record.